AUGCCGCUGCACGCGGGCGGGCUUGGGCUCUCCUCUGCCGCAGCCACCAAGUGGCGUCUCAAAAAUCCCGGCGCGCGCCAACACCCGCAUUCGCAGUGCCCAAGCGCUGCCAACGGUAAACGAACGGACGGCGACGAGGACGGCGAAGCGGAGGCGCAGAAGGGUGCAGAUGCGUGGCUAGCGGAGAAGGGAGCGGGGGGGACGGCGCUAGGGGGUGGCGCGCGAAUGGGGAGAGGGCUUCGUGGAAGGGGACCCGGAGUUAAGCGGAAGGGCUGGCAGAGGGCACGUGGAGGGGUGCGGGGUGGGGAGAGGAGCGGGAACGUCGGCGGGUGUGGGAUGGAUGGGCAGAGUGAUGCGGGAUUGGGUAGAGGGGCGAACGAAAGAUGGGAUGACGAGAUGGAGUUAGACAUGGUGUGGGGCGACGACGAUGACGACGAUGAGAAGGACAUGGAGAGGAGUGGAGGAGGGGACAACAGCGGAGCAAGGAAAGGCUGGGCACACAGUGGAGGGAGUGGUCGAGAGGGAAGCGAGGAUGUGAUGCGAAUGGAGGACGAUGGAAGUGUGGUGGCUUCUGACCGGUUGCAAGGCGUGCCCAUUCCACCCAAGCGCAGGUCUCUUGGCGGAGGAGGUCAGCAGUCCUCUGCAUCCCUGUAUGGCGCGGGGUCCGGCAGUGGCAUGCGGCCGCGCAGCCAAUCCGAGGCGGACCUCACCACGCUGCGGAUGAGGCACUGUGCGGGUGGCGGAGGGGGGAAAGAGGGCUCGUGGCGAGAGAAAGGCGCGCACGCGCGUGGGGAAAAGGGGGUGAAGAGAGAGGGGGAUAUGGACGUGGAUGCGGGAGUGCAAUGGAAUGAGGAAGUCGAUUUGCUGAUGGAUGGAGGAGGAGGAAGGAGGGGACAGGAAGGGGUGAGAGAGGUGUGGAUAGAAGAAGGGGGAGACGAUGAGGCAGGGGGAGGGGAGGAAGAUGUAGUUGAGGUAGAGGAGGAAAAGAGAGCCGGGGAGGAGGGAGAAGAAGAGGAGGAGGAAGGUGACGAGGAUGGGCAACUGGAGCUACUACAGCAUGUGCCGAGUGGUCACCGGGACCUUGUGCUUCUCACUAUGCCCUCGCCUCACUAUCGUGCACUCACUACCCCCUCCGGUGCUGCUGGUGCUGGCCCUGUGGUGGGGAAGGGUACGCGAGAGGAUGCAGUGGGGGAGGGAAGGGGGGAGCGAGUGGGCAUGCAUCGAGUCGCCAGUGAUGGCAGCAUAUGGAGGGCUGGGGGGAGGACAGGCGGCAUGGGAAGAGCAGGGAUAGGAGAGGGCGAUGUGGAAAAGGGCGGGAUGACGGGGGCGAGAAAGCAAG
Molecule: messenger RNA, 1339 nt
Organism: Closterium sp. Naga37s-1
Lineage: Eukaryota; Viridiplantae; Streptophyta; Zygnematophyceae; Desmidiales; Closteriaceae
Source: the annotation of a GenBank genome assembly